GUAUUCAUUAAUUAGAAAAUAAUGUGUCUAAUGUAAUAAGCGAGAUCCACGUCAUAAUGCGAGAUUGGGCACUCCGUCAAAGAAUAAUCCAAGCAUAAAAGGUAGAAAUUUGAAGGAGAAUCUGCGAUUGCACGACGGAAAACGGAAAACAGCGUUUGGGAAGAACGCGUCCAUAAAAGGAAACGCAGCAAGCAUGUGAGAAAACCUAAGUCCUAAAAUCGGUGAAAUGGAAUCGAGCGUUCUGGAAUGCGUGGGAGUGGAAAUAAUCGGCGUCAUGAGUCCGGUCUCGAUCUGCAUGUUCCUGGUGGUUCUCCUCGUCUACUCCCUCUCCUCGCCGGACGCCGCCGCCGCCACCAUGCGCACCGUCGCCAACUUCGUCUACGCGGAGAAUCCCUCCGACACGGCGGCGCAGAAGCUGGAGGGCGCGCUCCUGAACGCGCUGGUGUUCGUGAUCCUCAUCGCGGUGGUGACCUUCCUCCUCGUCCUCCUCUACUACUACAACUGCACCUCCUUCCUCCGCCACUACACGCGCUUCUCCGCCUUCUUCGUCCUCGCCUCCAUGGGCGGAUCCAUCCUCCUAUCCCUCCUCCAGCGCUUCUCCAUCCCCCUCGACGCCCUCACCUCGCUCCUCCUCCUCCUCAACUUCACCGUCGUCGGCGUCCUCUCCGUCUUCUCCGCCGCCGUCCCCAUCCUCCUCCGCCAGUUCUACAUGGUCUGCCUCGGGAUCAUCGUCGCCGCCUGGUUCACCAAGCUGCCGGAGUGGACCACGUGGGCGCUCCUCGUCGCGCUCGCGCUCUACGAUUUGGUCGCCGUUCUCGCUCCCGGCGGACCGUUGAAGCUGCUCGUCGAUUUGGCCUCCAGUCGCGACGAGGAGCUGCCGGCGUUGGUGUACGAGGCGCGCCCGACGGUGUCCGCCCGGAACCCUGCCGCGUUAGGGUUUCUCGUCGCCGGGGUUUCGGAUUCUGAAAGCUCUAGAAUUGAGCUUCAGGUAGUUUCUAGGGAUAAUGUAAUUAGGAAUAGUAGUAGCGACAAUGAUGACGAUGACGAUGGUGGUGAUGAGGAGAAUGGUGGUAGAGGAGAUGAAGGGGAACGGUCUCCGUUGGUUGGUGGAAUGAGUGGGGUGGGGGAGGGUGAGGAAGAAGAUGACGGGGUGAGGAGGGAGGUGUUGGGGGAAAGGGGGAUUAAGCUUGGUCUUGGGGAUUUUGUAUUCUACAGUGUUCUUGUGGGGAGAGCGGCAAUGUAUGAUUUGAUGACUGUGUAUGCUUGUUACCUUGCCAUUAUUUCUGGCUUGGGUUGCACGCUCAUUUUGUUGUCUGUGUGCCGCAAGGCCUUGCCGGCGCUUCCCAUUUCGAUCACCUUGGGGGUUCUGUUCUACUUUUUGACGAGGCUGCUCAUGGAGCCCUUCAUUGUUGGGACUGCCACCAAUUUGAUGAUGUUUUGAGCUAGCUUAGGGUUUAGGAGAAGGAAUUUGUGCAUGGAGUUAAGAGCAUGCAAGGGAAAUAUAUUUGAAAAAUUGGGACUUCGAAAGGCAGCAAUUGCCAGAUAGCAGGUCCAAUAAAUUUAAUUUUCUGUCAAGACUAUGAUACUAACACAAUAUUUAGCUGUUUGCAUAUCUGAAUACGUAACUUGUGACAAAUCAUGCGCUGAUUUUACAGUAUUGUUGAUCAAACAAGAGAGUUUAUAAGGAAUGUAUAUGUGGAUCGAAGAUAUGCUGCAGCAAAGUCUUCUGAUAAACCUCCAAGAAAUGUGUAGGCAAUAUAUUUUUAGUUGUUUAUUUGUUUAUCUGGAUAGCCAUUUUCUUCUAAAGCUUAUUUUAAAUUUUUUUACCUAGUCUGUGGUUGGAUAUCUCAGUUUUUUCAAAACUGACAUUCUGAGUUUCUUUUUUUAUUUGGCUUAGAUUAUUCAGUUUUAUGGAAUAUGAUUUUAAUUGAGAUUUGUUGGAAAUUGAUAUGGCAAUCAUUGGCAUUUUGGAUAACAUAGGUAUAGGAUCGUGGGAUGAUCUUCUCAUGUUGUCCGUAGAACGCUGAACUCUGAAGUAAUAACUUUAAUAAUCACAAGGACAAUGCUGUCAACAAACGGAUUGGAACUUGAUUGCCAUUUGCAUCCUUUUUCUUACGUUAAAUGGCAGUGGUCGCCAUAUCCGUUAUGUGCCCACCAUAGCCAUGGGGCCCUCGGGGCUUAUGUCGGUCAUGACUGAUUAUUUUAUUUUUUCGCUUUUAGAAAGCUCAUUUAACGAUUUUCUAAGACAACCCCUAAAUAUCCAACAAACAAUGCCGACGAGAUAGAACAAUUUUUUUCUUCUUCUUUUUUUUAUGUUUUUUCGUUCCUUCCAUUUUUAUUAUUCUCCAUCUGUUCUAUAUUCUCCGGAUGUUCCUAGCCUUUUUUUUUUCUGUAUUUUUUUGUUUGGUCUCUUAUUCUCUUUGUGGCACUAACUGUUACUGUUCAUCUCUUCAAUGUUCAUUGUUUGGUUCUCUGUUUUUAUAAUUUCAAAAAGGUAUUCACUGUUCUUUUGUUCUUUGCUUCUUUAUUAAACAUAGAAUGUUAUUCCCAAUUCUUUUUUUUUUUUUACUUAUAGGACAAUGUCAAGCACCCAAAAUCAAAGUCAUGCUUCCUUAGACAUAUGAUGGAAACUUUCGAUUAAGAGCAAUGCUAGCGAUACUCUCUCUAACAUUCUCAAUUUUAUUGGCUAAAAUAUAUUGGAAAUCACAAGUUUUGUAGGUCUUACAUCUCAUUUAAUGGGUUACUCUCUUGAUUUAGUGGUAAGACUUAUUAAAAUUUAUGAUUUUUCAACCAAUGAUAGAGAGUGUUAGCAAGAGAGUGUUAAAGUAAGUGUCAAUAGCAUUUCUCUUUAAUUAAUUGUUAUGUUUAUGACUUUAUGUAAUGAGAUUAUGAGACUCUGAUGGAUUAUGACAUUGUUCUUUCGAGAUUUUAACCUAUGAUUCUUCUGUUUUUAAUAUAUUUCAUGAUGUUUCUAAUUUUCUUUUGCUAUUUUUUUUUUAAUUUUUGUACACACACACAUGGCAUCAGCCACACCAUCCACCAUAAGUUGAUGACAGAUUUUCGGCUCAUCGUAGGCUAUUAUUCAUUAUCGAUAACCUUGCAUAGGGAACUGUAGCUGUAUAUUUGGUUUCAGAGCUUUUACAUGGCUACUGGUCAGGUGAAGAAAUGCUAAAAAGUUGACAUAUGAAUGUACUUUUUGUUGUGUAGAGAAAAUCUUUGUCCAGUCCAAUGGAUCAUGAACACUUA
Molecule: messenger RNA, 3246 nt
Organism: Cajanus cajan (pigeon pea)
Lineage: Eukaryota; Viridiplantae; Streptophyta; Magnoliopsida; Fabales; Fabaceae
Gene: PS1
Product: Presenilin-1
Biological process (GO): protein processing; membrane protein ectodomain proteolysis
Cellular component (GO): membrane; gamma-secretase complex
Molecular function (GO): aspartic endopeptidase activity, intramembrane cleaving
Source: RefSeq, a predicted model, not a curated record